Linum tenue is the source of this 594-nucleotide messenger RNA. The record is from the annotation of a GenBank genome assembly. Lineage: Eukaryota; Viridiplantae; Streptophyta; Magnoliopsida; Malpighiales; Linaceae.
AUGGUGAAAGAUCCUCUAGUGAGCUCCAAAGCGGAGCUCAAGCACAAGCAAAAUCUCAAUAAGAAGGCAAACUCCAGCGGGUUCGAGUCCCUGAACCUGAGCUCCAAUGUCUACCGAGGAAUUAAGCGUAAGGGGUACCGCGUCCCCACCCCAAUCCAAUGGAAGACCAUGCCCCUCAUCCUCACCAGUACCGACGUCGUCACCAUGGCUCGCACUGGUUCAGGGAAGACCACCGCGUUUCUGGUCCCAAUGCUUGAGAAGCUGAGGCAGCACAUCCCUCUGGGUGGGGUCAGGGCUCUCAUUUUGUCUCCCACCAGGGAUUUGGCUCUACAGACCUUGAAGUUCACCAAAGAGCUCGGAAGAUUCACUGAUGUCUGCACAAGUUUGUUGGUUAACAGUGACAGAAUGGAAAGUCAAUUUGAAGAAUUAGCUCAAAAUCCAGAUAUCAUUAUUGCAACACCUGGUAGGCUCCUGCACAAUUUGUCUGAGGUUGAAGACAUGUCACUGAAGUCAGUGGAGUAUGUGGUUUUUGACGAGGCUGACAGUCUCUUUGGGUUGGGCUUUGCUGAGCAGCUUUAUAAGAUCCUUACGUAG